Messenger RNA from Ambispora leptoticha, 1162 nucleotides. The record is from the annotation of a GenBank genome assembly. NCBI's taxonomy places the organism in Eukaryota, Fungi, Glomeromycota, Glomeromycetes, Archaeosporales, Ambisporaceae.
AGGACGUGGAGGAGCUGGGUUCCCAACUGGUUUGAAAUGGAGUUUUAUGAAUAAACCCCCAGAUGGCCGAGCUCGGUACCUUGUAAUUAAUGCAGACGAAGGAGAACCAGGUACCUGCAAAGACAGAGAAAUUAUGCGUGGUGACCCUCAUAAACUUGUUGAAGGAUGUUUAAUAGCUGGUCGAGCAAUGAAUGCCUCUGCAGCUUAUAUUUAUAUUCGCGGUGAAUUUUACAAUGAAGCAUCAAAUAUGCAAGAAGCAAUCAAUGAGGCAUAUGCUGAGGGACUGAUUGGAAAAAACGCUUGUGGAUCAGGCUAUGAUUUUGACGUAUACUUGCAUCGAGGUGCCGGCGCAUAUAUAUGCGGCGAAGAAACAGCGUUAAUCGAGUCCCUUGAGGGCAAACAAGGAAAACCACGGUUAAAGCCUCCUUUUCCGGCUGAUGUGGGAUUGUUUGGGUGUCCGACUACAGUGUCGAACGUGGAGACUGUGGCUGUUGCACCGAUUAUAUGUCGACGAGGCGGAUCAUGGUUUGCUAGCUUUGGUAGAGAACGAAAUUCCGGAACUAAAUUAUUUUGUAUUUCUGGACAUGUGAAUAAUCCGUGUACUGUGGAAGAGGAAAUGAGUAUACCAUUGCGAGACCUAAUUGAACGACAUUGUGGUGGAGUACGUGGUGGAUGGGAUAAUCUGCUAGGGAUAAUUCCUGGCGGUUCAUCUGUUCCGGUUAUUCCUAAACACAUUUGUGAGGACGUGUUAAUGGACUUUGACGCACUCCGAGAUGUCCAAUCAGGUCUCGGCACAGCCGCGGUAAUAGUAAUGGACAAGUCUACCGACAUAGUGGCUGCCAUUGCACGACUAUCCGCCUUCUACAAACAUGAGAGUUGUGGUCAGUGUACACCGUGCCGUGAAGGUACCACGUGGCUGAAUAAUAUUAUGGCACGAUUUGUAAAGGGACAUGCAACUACACGCGAAAUCGAUCAGCUUCAAGAGUUAUCGAAAGGGAUUGAAGGGCAUACGAUAUGUGCGUUGGGCGAUGCAGCCGCUUGGCCAGUACAAGGACUAAUCCGACACUUUAGACCACAACUUGAAGCUCGUAUGCACGACUUUGCGCGUGAAAAUCCUGACAUCGAUUUAUCCAAACUUUCGAUUGCUGCUCCCGGAUUGUAA